This is a messenger RNA of Exophiala aquamarina CBS 119918, 351 nucleotides long. RefSeq lists its product as uncharacterized. The transcript has a single exon. Gene Ontology annotation, molecular function: oxidoreductase activity, acting on paired donors, with incorporation or reduction of molecular oxygen; heme binding; iron ion binding. Lineage: Eukaryota; Fungi; Ascomycota; Eurotiomycetes; Chaetothyriales; Herpotrichiellaceae. The coding region runs from base 1 to 351 and encodes 116 amino acids. The record is from RefSeq and is a predicted model, not a curated record.
AUGGAGAUCAGAACCCUGUACUCGAUGUUGCUGGCUUCCUUUGUCGUUUAUCGGGUUUGUCUUGCCGUCUAUCGUGUUUUCUUUCAUCCAUUGGCUAAAUACCCUGGACCGCUUGUUGCAAAGCUUACGAGCCUGUACAUGGUUGCCACGGCUGCUAUGGGCAGGAACACGUAUGUGCGCAACGACUUGCACGUCAAGUUUGGCAAGAUUGUCCGCACCGGUCCGAACGAACUUUGCUUUGCCGAUGAAGAAUCAAUUAAGGAUAUAUAUGGGCAAACAGCUGAAGCCUGCGUCAAAGCUUCGGUUUUCUACAAAGGGAUUCACACUAACGGGCACGGAAUCAGUGUUUAG